Molecule: messenger RNA, 1463 nt
Organism: Trifolium pratense (red clover)
Lineage: Eukaryota; Viridiplantae; Streptophyta; Magnoliopsida; Fabales; Fabaceae
Exons: 1
Coding region: 1-1395 (464 amino acids)
Molecular function (GO): protein binding
Source: RefSeq, a predicted model, not a curated record
AUGGAUACUUAUCAAUAUCCACCGUCAUAUCCAGAUUCCGGCAACUCAUCGCCGCGUUCGAGAGAAAUUGAUUUCGAUAAUCCCUCCUCAUGGGAGGAGCAACAGAAUUACAAAGCAAAGUUCAUGUGUAGUUACGGUGGAAAGAUCCAACCACGCAGCCACGACAAUCAACUUUCUUAUAUCGGGGGCGACACCAAAAUACUAGCCGUCGAUCGUAACAUCAAGUUUCAAGCCUUUCUCUCGAAGCUAUCCACUCUCUGCGACGCAAUUCAACAAGAUGUAACGUUCAAGUACCAACUUCCCGGUGAAGAACUCGAUGCUCUUAUCUCCGUUACAACUGAAGAUGAUCUUGAACAUAUGAUGCAUGAGUACGAUCGUCUCUAUCGUCCUUCUUCAAAACCGGUUAGAAUGAGGCUUUUCAUAUUCAUUUCUCCGAAUUCGGGUUUGGUUUCGGUUUCUCAACCCGAUCCACUUAAACCUCAUUCCAACGCUGAUUUUCUCUUUGGUACUCUUGAUAACAAAACCAUAGCUCCACCGUCUCAUCCUCCUUCAUAUGCUGCUGCUGUGAAAUAUCAUGAUCCUGUGGCGGAUCUUGUUGCUCCGGUAACUGAGUAUCCGCCACGUGGAGUUGUUGAUGAGAGUGUUGAGAUUCAGAGGCAGUUACAGCGUUUGCAGGUUUCUGAGACUGAGCAGCAGAAUUUGUAUCGGAGAAGUGUAGAUGGAUUCACCGGAGGUUUUGCUGCUGCUGCUGCUACCGUUGCUCCUGGAGGUGAAUAUUACAUGCAGAAGAUGCCGGAGAAAGUUGCGUCGACGAAUUCUCCAACUGCUGUUCAUCAUCCUGCAGGUUACUGGCCGGAAAAGCAAUUUUCCGGCGAAGGUUUUCCGAUGCCGGGGAUAAAUACUUCCGGUGGUGGGGAUCAGCAUGUUUACAUGAUGCAGCCACCGCCGGGGACAUUCUACCACGCACCUCAGAUGAUGCGUCCACCGACAGCGCAGGUGAGUCAGGGGUAUUACGCUGUGCAGCGAAUGUCUACUGAUGGAUACCGGGAACAGCCGGUAUAUGGCGGCGUUCCGCCUCAGAGCGUGGCGUUUUCGUCUGCGGGUCAGGGGAGUUUGGCACCGGCUCAGCCGGUCAAACCUUCUGCUUAUGCAGAAGGAUAUGGCUUAGUUAGGCCAGCUGGUGUAGCGGAUAAUGCGGGCAGUGGUGGAUAUGCGCAAGUGGCGUAUGAUAGUGCAAGUGGGAGACAUGUUUAUUAUACUGCACCUGGAGGUGUGGUACAUGCGCCGCAGUAUCAAGGGGUUACUCCGGUAUUCAGCAAUGAUAUGAGAACGGCUGCAGUUCCUGUGGGCCAGGAUCCUAAAGUGGUAAACAAAAGUUCACAAGGAUCUGUGUGAUUAUUGUUGCUGUGAUUAAUUAUGUUAAUUUUGAAAUACUAAUAUGCCAAUAAAUGUUGUUUUUCUUA